CUGCAUCGAUGAGAUCAACCCCAGGUCCAAAUCAUCAAAUCAUUACGGUCUCCCUCUUCUUUAUCAUGGCCAGAGGGAGAGCACAACAGGCGCAUAUCUGCAGCAUGACACGAUAACCGCCCCUCAUCCUUGUGAUCUACCUCAGUCUUGGAUUUUGCAUUUGCACAGAUUUCAACCGUCGUUCCGUUCCGUUCCGUUUCUAGCCCCCUUCUACAAAAAAAAACGGAUCUUUUAGCACGAAUGUGACCGAUGAGAUCUACCCAAAGGAUCCAAACCAAGGCUUGACUUGUGCAACUCAUAACCAACACCGAACAACACUGUGCUCUCUUCUCCACGCUCCCACAUCAUUCCAAGCUGCGAAGCACGCACUUCCCUACCGGUACUUGGUACAUGCCGGGAUUUGGGGCGGAGGCGGACAUUUGAUAAUAGAUGACUCCAUUUUCAGUCCCGGGUACAAGCAGACAGCUGAUCGUUGGCGUCUCCAUCUCCUCGUUCCUUCUCUUUUCUACCUUGUGUUUUCCGCGACGCAAUCGCCAAGCCCACAGCUCCUCGUUGUUGUGGUGGUUCAAUACUUUACCUCCAGAAGCAUAAACCAUACUGUAAUCUUGUUUGGUUGUCUGCCAAGGUUGCUCACCUCUUUGUCCGUCACUAAAUAUAGCCUUGGCUAGACCUCACAGUUCUUGCUCCUGAUACUCAUUCUCUCCGUCUCGCAAAAGUGCAGCCAGCCAGCCAGUCAGUUUGCACCGCGCGCACGCCAUGGUUGAAAGGUGAUACCCUUAACGCCAAGCAAGUUGCUGAGUGGUCUGCCAAACCACGCAAGCAAGAUGCCCAUGUUCCAGUACCACCAGGGUGCUGCAGAUGGCCGCGCGCCUUCUCCAGACGAACAGGAAAUGGCACUACCUCAACCAGUCAGGAUCAGCGUUGCGCAACAGCUAGCGAGGAAGCUCUCCGAAGAGAGCAUACGCACUGAGCUAUGCGAGGGUCCAGUCGACAGUCCACCUGCGGCACACUCACCACAGCCUCCUGAUCAAUCCGCGACCACCUCAGAUCGUGCUGAGCUCAUCGAGCGCUUGAAACGCGGAGAGAGCCCUACUUGGGUCCCUAAUCGACGUCUCGAUUCUCUUUUUCAGCAAGAUGGCCCGCUUUCACCCACCGACGGCCGCCCUGGCUCUCGUCCGCAGCCAGACUCUCACGCGACCCUGUUACCAUCAGCCCCAAUCACCAGCGACCAAUAUAGCCCCCCGAACUCGCCGACAGAUGCUGCGAAGGAGCGGCAGCAGGAUGGGUUGAAUAUGGAGAGACCGAGAUCCGCUUUACACAGCGGUGACUUCACUCAGGAUAAUGGUAGAUCGGCUGGGAGCCCGAUUCCAACAAAAGGUCUGUUUCGGGAACGCCAGCAGUCUGUCUGGGACGGGCGGUGGGUUGGGGAGUCCACACCACAACCUCUUAGUCUGGCAACAUCGCCGCCGCGUCGUUCGGGUGCCAUUGACAUUGGAAUCCGUACGCCACUGGCCAAGCCUUCAGAUACGUACAGCCCAAUACGGGAACCGUCUGCGAGUCGUGGAUCCGGUAUCAACUCCUUGUCAUCUUCAUUUACCUCUAGCUUUGCCUAUAGGCACCCAACAAGCCCUCUCGUUCAGUCUGAGAGCAACGAAGAUUUGGAUUUUGGGCUGCCCCUAAGUAACAUCGAUCUGGGUCCUAGUAGAACCCCUCGCCGUCAUACCCUGUCAGCUCGUGAUUACUCUUCGCCCUCUGUACCGCCAUAUCAUUUCAGUUCUCGUCGCGAGACAAUACCUCCGUAUCAGGCCCAUCAGCCACGACGAUCUUUGGUGUCGACUCCAACCUGGCAAGCGACUACGUCUGCGGACGCAUCGCCUGGGUCUCCCACCAAUAUUCUAAGGUCCCGACAGCAGUCUUUUGGCUCCGACACCUCGCCUUUGCACCAUGCAUCGAUGGUAGGGUCCUACGAGGAGAGUAUUCUACGCGGACGCAUGUCGACGACUCCCUCCAAGCCCCUUGACUUUGUGGCUCAGAUAGGUGUUCUCGGUAUCGGCGAGUGCAAAUCGAGCCUCCGCUGUCCUCCACAUGUAACCUUGCCUUUCUCUGCCGUGUUCUAUAGUUACUCUAGUACUUCUCAUGGCCGCUCCGCCACUGAGGACGGACCAAGCCCAUACGUGGGCAUGAUUGAUCUUGAGAAUGGCCUCAAAGAUCAGAGCGGGGACGACCGCGCCAAGCGCAAGGCGCAAUCCCGUAAUAUAGCGCGACGUGCUCGACAAGAAGCCGCCGAAGACGUCAGUAUGGUUGGCAAUUCGCCUGAGGAGAUGACACAAGACAGUCCGUCCAAUCGACCUGGUACGGACUCUCGCAAAACUGCAAAGUCGAAACGUCAGCCAAGCUCCCCAAGGGCACCCCCAGGAGGCUCGUAUCGCAUUCCCCCAAAAGGUCAACUGCAAAUUGUGAUCAAAAAUCAGAACAAGACGGCCGUGAAGCUGUUCCUCGUGCCAUAUGACUUGAACGGAAUGGAACCAGGCACAAAGACUUUUAUCCGGCAGCGUGUGUUCUCCAAAGCCACAACCAAAACUAGCACCGAUGCCGCGACCUGUACAAGCUCCGAGGUAAACAAUAACAACAGCAGCACCACAGCACAGGGUGUGCAACAACCCUUGGCGGAAACACGACCAAUACUCCGCUAUCUGAUCCAUCUACACAUAUGCUGCCCGUCAAAGGGCCGUUACUAUCUUUACAAGAGUGUUCGGGUUGUCUUCGCCAACCGUGUCCCUGACGGCAAGGAGAAGCUCCAAAACGAGAUAACGCUGCCCGAGCCCCGUUUCAGCGCAUACAAGUCUGUCCGCGUCAUGCAGCCCACGCUUCAGAGCAACCCGGCCUCGAUAAACACAAGUGGUCCAGGAGCCCUCUUAGCAGCGGAAAAGGCAUUCAGGCGGCGCAGUGCUGGGUACAUGUUUGGUGGUGUCGCAGGGCAUAUUCAGACAGGUGGCUCAAGGUUCGAUGGCUUCUUGGACGGCAUAUCACGGUCCUUUGGUGCUGGCGGUCCGGUGGCCCUUCCGAGCGACGUGGUUGAAGCCCAGAACACGCCCGUCGAGCCCAGUGAUUCACCAGCUCCAAGGACGAGACUGGAGAGCAACACCAGCGAGGGUGCGGAUUCGGUGUCAGAUGGGCGCGCUGGAUCGUCGUCGUCCCAUGUGGACACACCGCCACAAUGUGUUACGCUUCGGAAUUCAAGCUUGGGGCGACAUGAUCAAACUGACACAGAGAUCGAUUUGCUUACCCUGACGCAGUACAACAAGCUGAACAAGGGGGACGUGGGCUAUGGUGGCAACGCCUUCCUGAUGCAAGUUUCAGAUGGCCAGUCGACUGCUAGGGGUGCUGCCGAAGGCCUGUUGUCCCAACGCCUCCGGUCAUUGGGCGUUCAGGAAUAUGAGAAUGCAGGGGGAGGCGGCCAACAGCGAUACCUCUAGGCCGCCGUCUCAGCUUCAUGGUCCCCUUUCUUGGCUUUGUAAAUACUUUGGAGUAUCGGCGUUGGGAUAAACUACUGGAUUUUGCUUGAUAGACUACGUAGCGAGAAUAGACCACUACUGUUAUACUUCAAUACCAACUCCGCGCUGAAACUCGUGCAGCCUCUGCUCCGCAAAAAGUACCCUGGCUGAGGAACCUG
This is a messenger RNA of Pyricularia oryzae 70-15, 3673 nucleotides long. RefSeq lists its product as uncharacterized. The coding region runs from base 825 to 3476 and encodes 883 amino acids. Lineage: Eukaryota; Fungi; Ascomycota; Sordariomycetes; Magnaporthales; Pyriculariaceae. The record is from RefSeq and is a predicted model, not a curated record. The transcript has 2 exons.